AUUACAUACGGUAUUACUCUGUCUCAUUCCGCAGAUGCUGCUAGUGAUGUCGUGAACUGUGCCAAAUUUUAGCUUUAGUGCAGAAAAGGCUGAAGUUGAAGCUAAUAUAAUCAGGUAUUACAACCCAAUUACAGACCAACGGGAAAAACUUUGGCUUCAGAUGAAACAACUCUGUUAACAACAGCUAAUAUUACUGCAGUACCCAUUGGGAUACAGAGACACAGCGGAUUUAGAAAUACGCAUACUAUAUAACCACAUACCAAAUUAAAGAAGUCUAAAGUAACUACCUAAAAAUAUCAAAAUCAUUCUGGUGAGUGUUGUACUGGGUGCACAUUUCAUAAAUAGACAAGAAGCAAUGACCAGUCUAGUGAUGGAAAAAUCCUACGAAAACUGCAACAAAUCGCCCAGGUAUCCAGAAGUGCAACUCAGACAAAAGAGUCCCACAGAUACCAGCGAGACGCAGAGGAAAAAACGUGCCCGAAAUCGCCUAUCCAACAGGAGGAGUACGGGUUUUGUGUCUGAAGACCAAGUAAAAGCGGCAAUGGAAAUGGGGGCAGAAGGAGAUAAACCAGAUACUUCAAGUAACCAAUGACGCGUGUCGCAAGAGUACCUAAUAGGAAGAUUUUCAUAACAAUUAUUUAUUGCGUAUUUAGGUUAAGGUACCUAUUAAAAAAAUAAUAAUUUAUUCCGUUGUAAUAUAAAUAGUACAAAUGUUAAGUUAAUCCUACACUUUAUUAUGUUAAUAAGGUUGUAGAGUUAUCAAGUAGUUACAAUUCAAGUAAAAAAAAGAAUUAUUAGUUACGUUGUUACUCAGUUUUAUACGUGAACACUAUGUAUCGAUGAUUUUAACAAGAACAUUUGUAUGUGAAUAAAACUAUGAAUGUUA
Molecule: messenger RNA, 886 nt
Organism: Zophobas morio
Lineage: Eukaryota; Metazoa; Arthropoda; Insecta; Coleoptera; Tenebrionidae
Exons: 4
Coding region: 356-592 (78 amino acids)
Source: RefSeq, a predicted model, not a curated record